Grosmannia clavigera kw1407 is the source of this 3714-nucleotide messenger RNA. RefSeq names its product pentatricopeptide repeat protein. Bases 1 to 3714 code for a protein of 1237 amino acids. Lineage: Eukaryota; Fungi; Ascomycota; Sordariomycetes; Ophiostomatales; Ophiostomataceae. The record is from RefSeq and is a predicted model, not a curated record. Gene Ontology annotation, molecular function: ubiquitin binding; nucleic acid binding. The transcript has 10 exons.
AUGUUCGAGGAGGUGGCGCACGCUGCCUUGCAUAUCCCUUCAGGCUCAGCGGGCUUUUUGCAACCCUCGGCCGACUGCGAAUUCAACCGGGAGUUGGAGGGAGACGCUUCCGAGGCCUCUUCCACGCUAUCUGCAGCAGCCAGCUCGCGCGUGGACGCCAUCUCGAAGCGGCGCCUUCAAUUCCUCAGGGACCCUUAUACCAUCGGCAAGCACGUCGAAGGUAUUCUGCAGAAGGAUGCAAGGGACGGAUUUGAAAAGGCUCUGAGCAUCACUCGGUUGGCAAGCAAAGACAAGCAGGUCACGGUCAGCUGGAAUCAUCUGAUAGGGUACCUCAUGCGCAAAGGGAAGCUUGUUGCCGCUGUCAAGCUCUUUAACGAAAUGAAAAAACGGGCGCAGCUACCCAAUGCACAGACGUACACUAUCAUAUUCAAGGGUUGCGCGCAGUCGCCCCAUGCCAGCCUUGCCGUCUACCAGGCAACGCGGCUCUACUACUCCAUGCUCGACAACGAGCGGAUCAAGCCCAACACUAUUCAUAUGAAUGCAGUCCUGCAGGUCUGUGCUCGUGCUAAGGAUGUGGAGUCACUCUUCAGCGUGGCCAAGACAGCCAACGACCGCCUGCGCAUGCCCAACAACCUCACCUACACCACCGUUUUCAAUGGCCUGCGCUAUUCCACAGCGCUCCCCCACCACCGGACGGUCAAAGAAGGCGAGGAAGAGGUUCAUGUGGACAAGGAGAAGGUGUCUGUGUCGAUCAAGAGGGCCAGAGCAGUGUGGGAGGAAGUGGUGACAAACUGGCGCCAGGGACGGAUCAUUAUUGAUGAGGAACUGGUGUGCGCCAUGGGACGAGUUCUUCUUAUGGGAGACUACCACGAUAACGAUGACGUCCUGUCUCUCGUCGAGCAAACCAUGGGCAUCCCACGAUUCGACCGCCCAACAAUGUUGGCGGCCACACCGAAGACAGCCCCGAAGGAGCCGGCUGCUACUCCAAUCUCGUCAACUGAUGAGAAAGCUGUGGCAGAGGACAAGACUGCAGCAGAAGACACAGCCGCAAAAAGGCCGCCUUCAGAGGGUCGGAAACCGCCGCCGCCUGUAGCAGUCGCGCACAAGACCCAGUUUGUACCAUUACCAGCUGGCGUCAUUGGUUCCAAAAACCACAACAGUAUCGAGGGCAGCGAAGGCGGCAGCAGCAGGAUCCUGUACUCGCAACCAGGCCGCAACGUGCUCUCGCUCGUCCUGACGUCUCUCGGCGCGACGCGGAAGACGAGCCUUGCGGCGCGGUACUGGGAAGUGUUCCAAAGCCCGCCGUACUACGUGGUGCCAGACUCGGAGAACUGGUUCCGGCUGCUGAAGGCGCUACGUCGGGGACACAACAGCGCCAAGACGGCGGAGCUGCUACAGAAGAUGCCCAAGGAGCUCAUCAACGAGCGGACGCUCCAGUUGGCGAUGGCGACGUGUGCGGCAGACAACCUGAACGACGGUGCGUUUGCAUCGGCAGGGAAGGUGUUGGACCUGAUGAGCCGGACGCUCCUGGUGCCAGACCCACACACGAUGCGUAUGUACCUGCAGACGGCCAUUACGAACAACCGGCAGUUCAAGGAGGUGGCGGACCCGAGAGAGCGAGAGGUGGCCAAGUUUGCGUUUGGGCGCCAGAUUGUGCGGGCGUUGGGCCGACUGUGGGAUCCUCUGCGACUGGCUGGAAACGCACUCACCUACCCGGAACAGCCGUACGCAUCAGGGCCGGAGAAGCGGGAGCAGACGUACAACGGGCGGCGGGAGCUGGUGUCUCUGAUACGACAGAUGGUGUCGGCGGCCGACAUGGUGGUGUCGGAGGGCAUGGCGGACGAGGCGACGAUAAAGGACGUGCGAACCAGCCGCAACCUGUUGAACCGACAGGUCACGCGGUUCUACGAGAACCGGGAGGAGAUGGAGCCGAAUCUGAAGAGCGCACGAGAAAGGCGGGAGAGAAGAGCCAGUUUUCCCAGAGCGCGCACGACAAAAGGAUUCGCGACAGCGAGGCGGAAUGCCGGCGAGCAACUUCUCUUCGAGGACGCCUUCGUCUCCAACAGGACGCGACCAAAACGCGUCAACCCGCAGCAAAUCGCAGCCAUGGCGAAAGUUGCAUCUGAUUUCGAGAAGAUGAUCCACGCCGAUCGCAAUCGCAAGAAGAACGAAGCCCUUGCGGCCCGGAUCUUCAACAAAGACCGUCGAUCCAGCGCGCCGAUCAAGGCCACCGGUAGCGGAGCCGGUGCCGGCUUGCUCACGAGUCGUGCCGGCGUGAAAAAGUCGGAUCUCGCGGCCGGGCCAGCAGCCCCUUCGGACAGGCAGGGCAGCAGCCCCGACAACGGUGGUGGCGGCACGGGGUCAGCAGCGACGCGCCGCGCAGCCGUCAACGAGCCGCUCGUGGUGAUGGCCCAGAACUUUGCGCCCGGCACGACGGCAGCAGACAUUGAGAGUGCGAUGACGCCAGUGGGCGGGUUGGUGAGCAGCUGCCGCAUCCUCAAGACGGCGCCGCUGGUGAUUGCCGAGAUUGUGUUUGAGACGCGCGAGGGCGCGCUGCGCGUGAUCGAGACAUUCAACAACCAGACGGCCGACGGCCGGCUGCUGCACGUGUAUCCCAAAGCGGGCCAGCAGAUGGCGAUGGGGGCCAGCAGCAGCAGUCAGCCGGCGAUGGCGGUACCGCGGGCGCUGGCAGUGGCCAACAGCAACGGCAGCAGCAGCAACGGCCUCGUCGUGGACGGCUCGCUCGGCUUCGACGACCCCAUGGACACGGACGGGCUCAGCAGCAGCAAGCUGUACAGUGACGAUCUGGUCGGGUCCAAACCACCAACAGGACCCGCGGCCGGCGCCAACGUGCAAACACUCUCUUUUCGACCUCUUCCCAUACGGGCACUAGCAACGCACUUUGCUCGACGUCACUACACAACAGAGAACAGCAAGCAGCAGAUAUAUCGGGGGGAAGCCAUGGCCAACGACGAGAUCAACGUGCCGUCACUGGUGCUGAUCCUGGUUGUCUCCGGCCUCCUGUUGCGCCACUUCUUCUUCCGGGGACCGGCUCCGUCCUCUGCUGCAGGAGGAGCUGCGGCUGCGACGAGGACGUCGUCCCGACAGCCAUCGACCCUCCAGGACCAGCGGCGAGCCGAGGCGCUGGACCGCCGCACCGAGGCUGCCGUCGACCAGAUCCAGCAGAUCUUUCCCACCGCAGACCGCCGCGCCAUCUGGUGGGAUCUACGACGUGGCAACCUCAACGUGGCCGCAACAACGGAGCGGAUCCUCGCCGGUCGUCUAGAAACGCCGCCCGUCUCGUUCCAGCCUCCUGCACGGCCGACACCGCCUGCCACCGGAGCUGCCGCCGGCAACAGCAGCAGCAGCAGCAGCAGCAGUGGCGCUGCCAUCAUCGCUUCCCGAGGCAGCAGCAGCUCCUCGUCGGCCCUGGCCUUGUCGCGGUCUACACAGCCGAACCUGAUCCAGCGCUACCACCUGCAGGACCGUGUGGCUUCCACAGACACGCCAGACGUCAUCACGCCACCGCCGUCGCCCUUGCCAAACACUGUAGCUCCUGCGGGCAACAGCAAGUCCAAGAGCUGGAGCUCCAACAAGGACGAGCGCCAGGCCCUGCUGAAGAAGCGGCGGGACGACAUGAUCCUCGAGGCUCGACGCAAGAUGGAGGCUAAGCUGGCCGCCGAAAGGGCCGCCACUGCCGGCCAGAGGUCGUGA